AUGGCCACCACCUUCACGCUGCUCGGGGCAGCCUCGUCCCACGGCCCCGGCGCCGGCCUCGCCGCCGGAGAUGACGGCCAUCAUUACGGCUGCCUCGGCGACGGCGAGCCGGGGGAGGCGGGCGGCCGGAGCGCGGCGUCCCCGGUGUACUCAAGCCUCGCCGUCAGCCCCGCCGGCGACGCCGCCGUCGCCCUCGCUCUCGCCGUUCCCAAGAUGGCCGCCAUUGAUAGGAACUGCAACGGGUGCUACCACUGCCAGAAGAUCAGGAGGGCGCUGCUCCAGAUGCAAGAGCUGGAGAGCCACCUGAUCGACCGGAAGAAUGGCCGGGUGAGCGUCUGGGGCGCCUUCAGCCCGCAGGACGUGGCCAUCAAGAUCAGGAAGCGGACCAACCGGCGCGUCGAAAUACUAGAGCUCUGGGAGGCCGCAGGGCCGGGGGGCGGCGACGAGCAGGGCGUCGGCGGCGGGCAGAUGCCCUGAAACCCACCUUCUAUGCGCCGUCAGAGCACUCGAAUCCUGCUCCCGUUAGCUUCUGUGCCUGAAACAUUCAGAGGAUUUACCCCUUCUUGUGUGCGAGCUUAUAAAUCAUCAUUUUGAUC
Molecule: messenger RNA, 596 nt
Organism: Triticum urartu
Lineage: Eukaryota; Viridiplantae; Streptophyta; Magnoliopsida; Poales; Poaceae
Source: RefSeq, a predicted model, not a curated record